UUGUUAUAAAUAGAGUGAUAGGGGCUGCUGCUGGCUGAGUUUAUAUGUUUUGUAGAAAUUAAUUAUAAAUCUUUACAGACAAAGCGUCGCGGGGUGUCAUGAGAGAAAUGUCGGCCAACAAUAGUGCUAUGCAAGGGGGACAGCUGCAGCAGCCUCAAAAACAUUAUGGGAUCACUUCUUCAAUCAGCCUGGCUUUUCCCAGAGAACUGGAUCACAUUUACACACAGAAGUUAACUGAAGCAAUGAAACCCUUUGGUGUGUUUGAAGAUGAGGAAGAGUUAAACCACAGACUGGUUGUUUUGGGUAAAUUGAAUGAUUUAGUAAAGGAGUGGAUUGCAGAAAUAAGUGAAACUAAGAACCUACCACUCUCAGCAAGUGCAAAUGUUGGUGGUAAAAUUUUUACAUUUGGGUCCUAUAGACUUGGAGUACACACCAAAGGGGCUGAUAUUGAUGCACUCUGUGUUUCUCCACGCCACGUAGAGAGACCAGACUUCUUUCAGUCCUUCUUUGAAAAACUUAAACUACAUGAAGGGAUCAAAGAUCUAAGGGCUGUGGAAGAUGCAUUUGUACCAGUCAUCAAGUUUAAGUUUGACAGCAUUGAGAUUGAUCUGUUGUUUGCAAGGCUGGCUCUGCCGUCCAUUCCAGACAAUUUGGACCUUCGAGGUGAUUCACACUUGCGAAAUCUUGACAUAAGAUGCAUUCGUAGCUUAAAUGGUUGCAGAGUCACUGAUGAAAUUCUGCACUUGGUGCCAAACAAGGAGAAUUUCAGGCUGACCUUGAGAGCCAUCAAGCUUUGGGCAAAACGCCGUGGGAUUUACUCAAACAUGUUGGGCUUUCUCGGCGGUGUCUCCUGGGCAAUGCUGGUUGCAAGAACCUGCCAGUUGUAUCCUAAUGCAGUAGCAGCAACCCUGGUCCACAAAUUUUUCUUGGUCUUUUCAAAAUGGGAGUGGCCAAACCCUGUGCUUCUGAAACAGCCAGAAGAGAGCAAUUUAAACUUGCCUGUCUGGGACCCACGGGUUAAUCCAUUGGAUAGAUACCACUUAAUGCCAAUCAUAACGCCAGCCUAUCCACAACAGAAUUCCACGUACAACGUGUCUACAUCAACACGAACAAUAAUGACUGAAGAGUUUAAGCACGGUCUUGCUAUCACUGAUGAAAUACUUCUAGGGAAAGUGGAAUGGUCAAAACUCUUCGAACCACCAAACCUUUUUCAAAAGUACAAGCAUUAUAUUGUAUUAACAGCCAGUGCAUCUACUGAAGAAAACCACUUGGAAUGGAUCGGUCUCGUUGAGUCCAAGAUUCGAGUUCUAGUUGGAAACUUGGAGCGCAAUGAGUACAUAACACUUGCACAUGUAAACCCUCAGUCAUUUCCUGGAUCAAAGGAGCAUUGCAAUGAAAAGGAUUUUGUCUCAAUGUGGUUCAUUGGCAUCUCAUUUAAAAAGGUAGAAAAUGCAGAAAGUGUGAAUAUUGAUCUGACCUAUGACAUCCAGGCAUUCACAGAUACUGUGUAUAGACAGGCAAAUAACAUCAGCAUGUUGAAAGAUGGCAUGAAAAUUGAAGCUACUCAUGUAAAGAAAAGGCAGCUCCAUCAGUACCUACCACCAGAUGUUCUGCAGAAAAAAAAGAAGAGCAUAGCAGAAAUAAACCGCAAUUCAAAUGGAGGUGGGUCCAAGCGAUGUUCUCUGGAUGGUAACCCAUUGGACAGCUCAAGGGACACUGACACUGGAACACCCUUCAGCUCUCCAGUACCAGCGAGCAAGCCUUCCAAACCAAACACUGAUGCAGAGGACUCCCAAAACAUUACACCAAGCAAAAUACCAGCAAUGUGUGUAGAUGGGUCUCCGCCUCUCGAUUCAUCUGCAAAAACAGAACUUGGGAUGUCUAUUCCUGUAAUUGGUUCAAAGCCUGUUGAUGCCCCUGCAGUAAAAUCUGUGCAGCCUCCAGCUGGAAGCACCAUCCCCACUGUGGUGGGCUUGAAUGUUAUUCCACGUCUGGCAUCGCCAACGAAUAGCCAGGCAGUCCAGGUGUUGCUUAAUGGAGUAACAAAUGCAAACUACACCGCUCCCAAAAGACCACAUUCUCCUUCCAUUGAGGAAUCUCCAAAGAGACUGAAAGACACAGAGAAGCUGACUAUCUCGGAUGAUUCUACAUUCAAAGAACCGUACCCACCUGACAACAAUGGUCAAGAGCAAGGGCCAGGGCAGGUAUUGGAAAUUCUUGGAGGAACUAAACCUAUGCCAAUCCCAACCAUUGAUACAUCGCGAUCACAGAGACUGCCCAGCAAUGAAUUGCCAGAUGCAUCAUCUCCAUUACCAACCAACAACCUUCGUGUUAUUAAAAAUUCCAUCAGACUGACCCUAAAUCGAUAACAAGUGUCUCUUGGCAGGUAAACCUUAUUCUGUAAUUUAUCACUCUUCAAACCAUUCACUUUUUUUUAAAUAGUGUUGCCUGCCCAUAAUUGUCCUGAAGGUUGUUGAAGUAAGACUGCAGGUGGUGAUUGUAUAGGCACCUUUUUUAAAGUUGUGUUUUUUUGGAUAUCACACGGAUACCUUAGCCAUGUCUCCUAAUAAUCUGAAAAUUCACCAAAUCAAUUGCCUUAAAUUGAAAUGCUAGCUGCUUACCUCUUGAUGAGCUAGAUCUAUCCUAACCACGUUAUUGUAUGAUGGAUAUUGUUUCUGUAUAUAAUUGUUAAAUCACGGUGUUUUUUUUUUUUUUUUGAUUUGCAAGAAAAUGUAGUUUUAAUAACUUGAAAAAAGAAAAAAAAAAGUAUAGUUCUGUGUGACAUUCUCUAUUUGGUUGUCAGUUUCGACAAUUAAGAUCUUUUAAAACAUCAGUUGUUUCUGCUCCUCUAAUCUUGGCAGGUUAUUAAACUUCUAAUCUGUGCAGAUUGUUUGUUUAAAAUAAAAAGUAUUUGCAGUUGAUCCAAGUACCUUGCAGUGGGAGACAUGAGUUGAAGUGGUUCAGUGUGUUGGAUUCUUACUUUGAAAACUGUCUGGUACAUGAAAGCCUGCCUGCCUCCUGUGGAGGCUUUAAAGCUGUAACUGUUCCUAUAUAAUUUAGUUGUUUGUCACAACGCUGCAUAGAAUGGUUUAACUAUUGAUUCUGCCAAGGUUAGGUGUAAAGAGACAACAUUAAAUGAAUAGUUACCUUAUUCAUUCUUGGGGUUCCUCCAUUUGUUUUGUUUUUAUUUAUAUUUCCACUUUAUUUGUACAAUGUACUUUUUUAUAUAUAAAACAUACAUUAAUUUCAUUUAUAUGCUUACUGUAUAGUUAGAUGCUUAUACCAAUUGUGUAUUCUGUUGUAAUUCAUCACCAAAAAACACUUUUCCAAUCCAUUUGGGUGAAGUUUUUGUAGGACAACAAAUCAUCAUAUGUAUUUGAAAGGAUAUUUUUGUAUGUAAUGUAU
Polyodon spathula (Mississippi paddlefish) is the source of this 3405-nucleotide messenger RNA. RefSeq names its product poly(A) polymerase gamma-like. The transcript has 22 exons. The coding region runs from base 99 to 2369 and encodes 756 amino acids. NCBI's taxonomy places the organism in Eukaryota, Metazoa, Chordata, Actinopteri, Acipenseriformes, Polyodontidae. The record is from RefSeq and is a predicted model, not a curated record. Gene Ontology annotation, cellular component: nucleus. Gene Ontology annotation, molecular function: poly(A) RNA polymerase activity; RNA binding.